Molecule: messenger RNA, 3506 nt
Organism: Megalops cyprinoides (Indo-Pacific tarpon)
Lineage: Eukaryota; Metazoa; Chordata; Actinopteri; Elopiformes; Megalopidae
Gene: dlgap3
Product: discs, large (Drosophila) homolog-associated protein 3
Exons: 12
Coding region: 316-3492 (1058 amino acids)
Biological process (GO): signaling
Cellular component (GO): postsynaptic specialization; glutamatergic synapse
Molecular function (GO): molecular adaptor activity
Source: RefSeq, a predicted model, not a curated record
GAAAAUAACGAACCUGCCAAGACAACGCUGCCGGAAUUCCUACCUCCCUUGAUGUUGCGAAUAGACCCUACAUUGUAGAGGAAUACUUGGUGUUACGGGGAUGCGCGUCUAACCUGCAAGAAUUCUAACGAAGAUUCUGGGCAGCGGCUGUGACAAUCUGUGAGCUGGUGGGGGUAACACGUGACCAGAGACGACCCUUUUUUUUAACAGAAGCCAUGGAGAACGGUUUCCUGAUGGCGAGGCAGUGACUUCGGCUGAGCCCUGUCCCGCUCACAGCGCCCCCUCUCGGCCCGGGCGGCCCACCAUGCCCCGGCCAUGAAGGGAUACCAUGUGAGCCGCAGCCUAUCCCAGCAUUCCUCGGGGCCGUGCCACUGCAUGCCCGAGGACUGUGACGUGCCGCGCGAGUACAUGCCCCACCCGGCGGACCACUACCAGGGCCACGGCGAACACUCUUACUACCCACCGGGGGCGCCGCCCGACCCCCUGCCGCUGCCUGCGUCUGGAGGGGGCACCUUCCCCCGGGCGCACCCCAGCCAGCAGCCCUACGACUCCUGCGAGGAAUGCCUCUCGUCAGGGCCGGCCGGGCACCCGCCGGGAGGGGGCAAGAUGCACCGCAUCCCGCCCAACCUGCUGGACCAGUUCGAGAAGCAGCUGCCCUUCCACCCGGACGGCUUCCACACGCUGCAGUACCAGCGGACGGCCAGCGGGGAGCAGCGCAGCGAGAGCCCCAGCCGGAUCCGCCACCUGGUGCACUCGGUCCAGCGGCUCUUCGCCAAGUCGCACUCGCUGGAGGCGCCGUCCAAGCGGGAGUACAACGGCGCCCGGUCCGAGUACCGGGAGAGGGGCGGGGGCCACCGGGGCGGGGGCGGGGAGGAGCCAUCUCACCACUAUGCCUCCCAGCACGUCUCCCGCUCCGCCCGCCGGAGCAAGAGCCGCGAGCGCAGCAAGAGCGGCGACUACCGGCACGAGUCCCGCCAUGAGUCCCGCCACCGGAGCCGGACCGCCGGCUGGUGGAGCUCCGAUGACAACCUGGACAGCGACAGCGGCUACCUGGGGGGCCGCAGGGGCCGGGGUGGGAUCCCCAUGCACGAGAGCCUGGACGGGGCCAUCCAGGACCUGACCAUGAAGACGCUCAAGGCCAAGGGCCCCCCGGGGGAGUGCCUGGCCUGCACCACCAUGGCCCUCGCCGGGGAGGCCGGACACUCCCUCAAGAGGAGCACCUGGUCCACCAUGACGGUCAGCCAGGCGCGGGAGGUGUACCCCGCCCACAGGGCAGGGUACGACAAGGCCCUGGUGCCCCUGGAGUCCAAGGUCAAGGAGCGCAGCUACCACUACCUCCAGGUGCCGUCGGAUGACUGGGGUGGCGGGUACCCGGGGGGGGACAUCGGGGGGGAGAUCCCCUGUAGGAGGAUGCGCAGCGGCAGCUACAUCAAGGCCAUGGGGGACGAUGACAGCGCCGAGUCGGACGCCAGCCCCAAAGCCUCGCCCAAGACCGCCAUUAUCGCCCAGAGAGAGGCCUUCCGCCGCUCCGUCAGCAUGGAUCACCGCUCCUCCAGCUCCAAAUACUCCUGUACACAGUGCACUGACGCCUACACCAACAGCCGUACCACGCCCAAGGGACACACGCGUUCCCGUAGUUACACACGCUCUCUGACCAGCGCACAGCUGGGCGACACGCUGAACCGGCAGUUCGAGGCGGUGUGCGAGACCGUGUUCGGGGAGAUGGAGUCCCAGGCCGUGGAGGCGCUGGACCUGCCAGGAUGCUUUCGAACCCGCAGCCACAGCUACGUCCGCGCCAUCCAGGCCGGCUGCUCACAGGACGACGACUGUCUGUCCGUCUUCUCCCUGUCCGGCCCCCAGGGCGGGGGCAAGGGCGCAGCUGUGUUCCCCCACAGAAAGGCACCCCCGCCCCUCCCGCCCCGGAUGUCUAAGCCCAUGAUUUCGGUGACGGCGCAGAGCAGCACAGAGUCGACCCAGGAUGCCUACUUCCAGAGCACUGGGCAGCCCGCCCCGGGACGUCCCAAACAGCACAGUAACUCACUGGACGGCCUGGAGAGCGGAGGGGGGCGAUCCUCCAGGGCCGAAUACUACCAGGGGGCGAGCGCCGGGCGCGUCAAGCAGCACAGCAAUUCGGCGGAGAGCCUGGACGGGACCAGGGCGGGGCGGGACGCCUCGUACCAAGGCGGGCCGAUGCGGGCCAAGCACAGCAGCUCCGCGGAAAACCUGCUGGAGACGGGAGGAAGGGCGCCCCGGGAGAGGGUGGGGGGCAGCCUGGGGAAGUCCACCUCCCUCCCUCAGAACAGCAUGUCCCUCAGCAAGGGGGGCCCGGGGGCGGCGGACGAGCACAAGCAGGAUGUGCGUACGCGCAAGUGGAGACCUUCCAUCGCAGUGCAGGUGGACAGCUCAGAGACGCUGUCAGACUCAGACACUGAGAGCAAAGGGCUACGGGAGGUGCACUCCAUCGGCGUCCAGGUGGAAGAGGAUAAGAGACGGGCACGCUUCAAGCGCUCCAACAGCGUGACGGCGAGCGUGCAGGCAGACCUGGAGCUGGAGGGCUUCCCGGGGAUGGGCGUGUCCACACAGGACAAGGCGCUGCAGUUCGGCUGCUCCUUCCAGAGGCACUCGUCGGAGCCGGAGUCGGCCAGCCAGUACGCCGAGUACCGCACCGUCCACACGCAGGGCCAGUGGGCGUACCGGGAGGACUACCACAGCGGCUACGCCACCGAGCCCUGCCCGCCGGACCCCCGCGCCCGCACCCACUCCCCGCUGCCCCUCGGCCCCGAGCGCAGCUGGUCCGAGGGCCCCCGCAGCCUGCCGGACUCUGGCCGCGCCUCCCCCUGCCACCGUGACGGGGAGUUCUUCCUGCGCCUCCUGCAGACGGAGGUGGAGAGGAUGGAGGGCUGGUGCCAAAACAUGGAGAGGGAGGCGGAGGUCAACGACCUGCCGGAGGAGAUUCUGGAGCUGAUCCGAAGCGCUGUAGGCAGUGCCCAGCUGCUGAUGUCCCAGAAGGUCCAGCAGUUCUUCCGGCUCUGCCAGCAGAGUGUGGACCCCACGGCGUACCCCCAGCCCACCUCCCAGGACCUGGCCGGGUUCUGGGACCUGCUGCAGCUGGCCGUGGAGGACGUGCGGGUGAAGUUCCAGGACCUGCAGCGGCUCAAGGACUCGGGCUGGAGGCUGCCGCCGGAAAACAAGGAGGAAAAGAAGCUUCCUCCCCCUUUACCAAAGAAGCCGACCGGAGGCGUGAGCGGGGUCGGGGUUGACGGAGGGGGUGGGGGCAGCAUCGGGGGGGGCGGUGGGCUGCUGCUGGUGUCCCGCGGCGGUCGCGCCCUCCCAGUGCGGGAGAAGUCCCUGGACCUGGGAGACCGCCAGAGGCAGGAGGCACGGAGGAGGCUCCUCCAGGCCAAGCGGACCGCCUCCUUCCGGCAGAACUCCGCCACCGAGAGCGCGGACAGCAUCGAGAUCUACAUCCCCGAGGCCCAGACCCGGCUGUGAGCCACAACCUGACA